This is a messenger RNA of Aspergillus novofumigatus IBT 16806, 428 nucleotides long. RefSeq lists its product as uncharacterized. The record is from RefSeq and is a predicted model, not a curated record. Lineage: Eukaryota; Fungi; Ascomycota; Eurotiomycetes; Eurotiales; Aspergillaceae. Bases 99 to 341 code for a protein of 80 amino acids. The transcript has a single exon.
GUGGCCGGGAACUCACCUCGUCAGUGAGCAGAACUCUCCUUUAGGGCAUGCCCAAACUCCACGAUGUCCAGCUGCCCUGACAGAAACCCUACUGGAGUAUGUGCUGUCAUAAGGCGCACGAGGUGAGCAAACAAUCUCGCCGGCUUUACGAAUGUUACACACUCAAAAGGCAAUCAUAUCUGUUCAUAUAUUUGUUCGUCAAUGACCAUUAUCUCCUACGGAAUCACUUCGCAUCUAUCGGCCAUUUCAUCGGCUGCUACGCGAUCUUCUCCCGCAGAGGAAAAGCUACGAGAAACCGGAAGACUCAUGCUUAUGCACUUCGCUUCAUUUGCAAAUAUUGAAUCUAUUACUGCCCCUUUGUAUGUACAUUAGCAGGUCAUAUACACUCCAACCAUGCAAAUAUUUACCACAGCGUGCAGUAACCCAUC